AUCAGGUUGUCCGGCGUCUCGGAGAGCUACAAUACGGUCGCCAUUGCGAUGAAUGGGUCUUGAGAGCCCGAAUUGGACGACAACGUAGAGUCAGGGAAUCGAGGCGAUCGACGGUUGAGAGCCUAUCUCCUCUGGGGAAUGAUGUAGUGGAGAGCCAUUUCGUCGUGAGCGAUGGUUUCUUCCUCAGCCACCUCCAUCCUGUUGUUCCUCUUCCUCCUGAUACCACCUAUUUCUCAUCCUCCUGCAAUCCUCUCUCUCGCCCAUAUUUUCGAUAACACAACCUACUUCACUGCAGCACGACCCGGUUAUCGACAUCAGUACGGUGUUGAGUUCACCUACCUGAACAAGGAACCCGCUGACAAUGACGACCGGCAGUCUCGCCGCCUAGCGACGAUCUUCCGUGCCUGUUGUCGUUACAGCAUGGUGUCCCGAAUCGAGUCGAGUUGCACAGAUCCGCCUAUGAUCCACCAAGCGUUGUGCAAGGUCUGGUUCCACCGCGCAGAGGCUCAAAGACUGGCGCUCGACAGGAUGCCACAGGACUGCCGGGGUACGUCGGAUACCUCCACCGUUCAAUGCAAAGGGGCUUCCAUAUUGUCACUGCGCCUGACCGUAGCGGCAUUGACGGCGCCUUCUCCAAGCUGUUCGCCAUCCAAAACGGCGGCAUCUCCAACCUCUCCACCGUUGUUCAGCGCCAUCGAUACUAUCGCGCCAUCGGUAACCCAUGGCAGGUUGUGCGAGCCUCUCUUAGGGGUCCGCUAUAUUCUUUUAGAUCCCACUAACGAGCUCAUACUAAUCGUAGGGAAUGCUGCCAUCCGUAGGGAAUAAGGGAUCCAACGCCAUCUAUACCAAGGUGAAUCGGAUGGGUGCCAGUGAGAAGGUCGACGACAUCAACAAACCAAAUGGUCGACCGCAUAUAACAGGUG
Molecule: messenger RNA, 923 nt
Organism: Filobasidium floriforme
Lineage: Eukaryota; Fungi; Basidiomycota; Tremellomycetes; Filobasidiales; Filobasidiaceae
Exons: 1
Coding region: 172-825 (217 amino acids)
Source: RefSeq, a predicted model, not a curated record